Colius striatus (speckled mousebird) is the source of this 4130-nucleotide messenger RNA. RefSeq names its product axin 1 (gene AXIN1). The transcript is spliced from 10 exons. The record is from RefSeq and is a predicted model, not a curated record. Lineage: Eukaryota; Metazoa; Chordata; Aves; Coliiformes; Coliidae. Bases 172 to 2700 code for a protein of 842 amino acids. Gene Ontology annotation, biological process: negative regulation of canonical Wnt signaling pathway.
CCGCCCGCCGCCCCGGGCCGCCGCUGCUGAGCCGCAUGGGCCGGGCCCCGCGCCGCCGCCGCCGCUGCUCCGUGCGGCCGAACGAACUUGUUCACCUUGGAGCUACAAAUACCGGUGAUUUGAGGUUUGAGCUCAUCCCCCACUGCUCCUGCGCAAGGAAGGGCCAAAAACAUGAAUAUCCAGGGGAAAGGAUUCCCCUUGGACCUUGGGGGAAGCUUCACUGAAGAUGCUCCGAGGCCACCGGUUCCCGGUGAGGAGGGGGAACUCGUGUCCACGGAUCCAAGGCCAGUUAGCCACGGUUUCUACUCUGGUAAGAGCGACGUGGUUAGAAAUGAGACAUCCACGGCGACACCGAGGCGCUCUGAUUUGGAUUUGGGGUAUGAGCCCGAGGGGAGCGCUUCGCCAACUCCACCCUACCUGAAAUGGGCCGAGUCGUUGCACUCCUUGCUGGAUGAUCAAGACGGUAUCAACCUCUUCAGGACUUUCCUGAAGCAGGAGGACUGCGCGGAUCUGCUGGACUUCUGGUUUGCCUGCAGCGGCUUCCGGAAGCUGGAGCCGUGCGCGUCUAACGAGGAAAAAAGACUCAAGCUGGCAAAAGCCAUUUACAAAAAAUACAUCCUGGACAACAACGACAUUGUGUCCAGGCAGAUCAAACCGGCCACAAAAAGCUUCAUCAAAGACUGCGUCAUGAAGCUGCAGAUUGACCCCGACAUGUUUGACCAGGCCCAAACGGAGAUUCAGUGCAUGAUAGAAGACAAUACCUACCCUUUGUUCCUUAAGUCGGAUAUUUAUUUGGAAUACACGAGGACAGGGGGGGAAAGUCCAAAAAUCUAUAGCGAUCCGAGCUCAGGGUCCGGGACAGGUAAGGGGCUACCUGGUUAUCUGCCGACUCUGAACGAGGAUGAGGAGUGGAAGUGUGACCAAGAGGCUGAGCCUGAGGCCAGCAGGGACUCGGCGCCUUCCAGCAGGCUGACGCAGAAGCUGCUCCUGGAGACGGCCACGCAGCGAGCGGCCUCGGCCCGGCGCUACAGCGAGGGCAGGGAGUUCAGGCAUGGGUCUUGGAGAGAGCCUGUUAACCCUUACUAUGUCAACACGGGCUAUGCUUUGGCACCAGCCACCAGUGCCAACGACAGCGAGCAGCAGAGCAUGUCCAGUGAUGCCGAUACGAUGUCGCUGACAGACAGCAGCAUAGAUGGGAUCCCGCCGUACAGACUCCGCAAGCAGCAUCGCAGAGAGAUGCAAGAAAGUGCCAAAGCAAAUGGACGUGUGCCACUACCUCACAUUCCUCGUACGUACCGAAUGCCAAAGGAUAUCCACGUGGAACCCGAGAAGUUUGCUGCAGAGCUCAUCAACCGACUGGAGGAAGUACAAAAGGAACGUGAAGCAGAGGAGAAGCUGGAGGAGCGCCUGAAACGCGUGCGAGCGGAGGAAGAAGGUGAGGAUGCAGAUAUCUCUUCUGGUCCCUCGGUCAUGAGCCACAAGUUGCCUUCCGCCCAAGCCUUCCACCACUUCACUCCUCGCUACUCCGAGAUGGGCUGUGCUGGGAUGCAGCUGAGAGAUGCCCAUGAAGAAAACCCAGAGAGCAUCCUGGAUGAACAUGUGCAGCGUGUGAUGAAAACCCCGGGCUGCCAGUCUCCAGGCCCCGGCCGCCACUCCCCGAAGCCUCGCUCCCCGGAAAGCGGCCACUUAGGAAAGCUGUCAGGGACACUGGGAACCAUCCCUCCAGGGCAUGGCAAGCACACCACCAAAUCAGGAAUGAAACUGGAUGCAGCUAAUUUAUACCACCAUAAACACAUCUACCACCACAUCCAUCACCACAGCGUGAUGAAACCAAAAGAGCAGCUGGAGGCCGAGGCCACGCAGCGGGUGCAGAACAGCUUUGCUUGGAAUGUAGAUUCACACAACUAUGCAACCAAGUCUCGGAACUACACUGACAAUUUGGGCAUGGCCCCUGUCCCCAUGGACUCUUUAGGCUACAGUGGGAAAGCAAGUCUGCCCUCAAAAAGGAACGUGAAGAAGACCGAUUCAGGGAAAAGCGAUGGUGCCAGCUAUGAGAUGCCAGGAUCUCCUGAAGAUGUGGAGAGAAACCAGAAGAUCCUUCAGUGGAUCAUAGAAGGAGAGAAGGAGAUCAGCAGGCAUAAGAAAACAAACCAUGGCUCUUCAGGUGCUAAGAAGCAGGUGUCCCACGACAUGGUGCGAUCCCUGUCCAUCGAGAGACCCGUGGCGGUGCACCCCUGGGUCAGCGCCCAGCUCCGGAACGUCGUCCAGCCCUCUCACCCCUUCAUCCAAGAUCCUACCAUGCCUCCCAACCCAGCCCCCAACCCUCUCACCCAGCUGGAAGAAGCUCGCAGGAGGUUGGAGGAGGAGGAAAAAAGGACUGGAAAACUCGCCACUAAACAAAGCAGGUUGAAGCCCCAGAAGAGGCCAGGCAGUGGGGCAGCACAGCCCUGUGAGAACAUCGUGGUCGCCUACUACUUCUGUGGGGAGCCCAUCCCCUACCGCACGCUGGUCAAGGGCCGUGUGGUCACGCUGGGGCAGUUCAAGGAGCUGCUCACCAAGAAAGGGAACUACAGGUAUUACUUUAAGAAGGUGAGUGACGAGUUUGACUGCGGUGUGGUGUUCGAGGAGGUGCGAGAGGACGACACCAUCCUGCCCAUCUUCGAGGAGAAGAUCGUCGGCAAGGUGGAGAAGAUCGAUUGAGCUGCCGAGGUGUGAGGCCAGGACUGUGAAAGACUCUGGGACCGGAGGAGAGGGCCCGUGGGAGGGGAAGGGAGGGGCACAUCUGGCAGCACCCAGUGAGCCCAGGGCUGAGGGCACGGACCUGGGCAAGCUCCAGAUUGGUGGUAGAUGCCGUUUAACUCCCGGCCCCGCCGGUGGGAGCCCCAGCUCCCUCUCCAUACCGAGUAUAAGUGUAAUGUAGCAUUGUACAGUGCAUUAGAAAAGUGUAAUAUGACCUUGUUUACUAAAGCUGCAUAUUUUUGAUAUAUUGUAAUAAAAGGAAAAUAUUUCCAAUGUCACAGUGCUCUUAUGUAAAUGUCAAACCACGCAGGUACUGCAGAACUCACCCAAAGUGUACAGCCCCCUCCUCAGCCCCCCAGGCCACAGGGGCUGCCGCUCCCAGCUCCCCACACGAGGGUAUUGAGCCAUUGGGAACGAGUCAGUGGUGGCCCCGGGUGCUGGCCAUGGCAGGAUGGUUUGCUUUGUGGGGUUGGUUCUUUUUUCUCUUGAGCUUUCUUGUGACUGAGUAAAGCCCCGAGGGCUGGAAGGGUCGGGGCUGGGGGUUGCUGCAGCGCUGGGUGCUGGCAUCCUGUGGCCCUGGAGAAGGCAUUCGCUUCCCAGGAGGGUGCUGCAGGUCACCCAUGUGCCAGGCUCCUGCUGCUGAGCUCCAGCUUUGGUCAGGGGACUCUUUGGGAGAAACAUAAUUGAGGGAGCUGAUGAGAUGCUGGAGCUGAUGAGAUGCUGGAGCUGAGGACAAACCCAGCUUUGUACGAGCCCUGGGUCUCGUGGGCUCCUGCAUCAGGGCAGUGUGAGGGCGCUGCAGCCAGCUGCUGAGGGAAAGGGGGGUGUUGAUGCCUGGAGCUGCUGCAGGGCCAGGGCACCCAGCAGGGCAGGCAGCACCCUCCCUGGGCAGCCUCCUGGGCUUACUCGGACGCAAGAAAGCCGGGGCUGUGCCGCCACUCCCACCCCUGGACCUGACCCCAGCCCCAGCUCCUGUCCCUGAGCCAGGGGUGUCCCCAGCCAGGGGGUGUCCUGGUGGGCACUGGCCCUGCUGCCAGGACACCCUCCAGCCUCUCGCAGACGUCACCGAGUGCCUUUCAGACGCGGUUCUGGGACUUGUCUCUAAACACGAUGUACAGCCCAGCAAAAGCUGCCAGCGUUUCUUUUUCCAGCACCACGAGCUGCUUUUCCCUCCCUGGGGUUGUAAGUUCUGCUGCUGUUCUGCCUGGUGAAGUUGUUACUGUGCCCAGGAUCCCCGUCUGCCCUUUCUAUUCCUCAGGGGGGGUGGAGGGGGGAUCCCCUGUAAAUAUGUACAGCGGCCACAGGGCCCCAGCCACGCCUCUGCAUUCUCAUCUGCUGACUUGUACAAUGAUCUUUUCAAAGGUACUUGGAUAAAAUGGAAUAAAAACCCA